AUGAGCGGCAGAGGUAAAACCGGCGGUAAGGCGAGAGCGAAGGCCAAGACUCGCUCAUCCAGAGCUGGACUGCAGUUCCCCGUCGGUCGUGUUCACAGACUUCUCCGUAAAGGCAACUAUGGUGAGCGUGUCGGUGCCGGUGCUCCCGUCUAUCUGGCCGCAGUGCUCGAGUAUCUGACCGCUGAGAUCCUGGAGUUGGCCGGAAACGCCGCUCGUGACAACAAGAAGACUCGCAUCAUUCCCCGUCAUCUGCAGCUGGCGGUGCGCAAUGACGAGGAGCUGAACAAACUUCUGGGCGGUGUGACCAUCGCUCAGGGCGGCGUGCUGCCCAACAUCCAGGCUGUGCUGUUGCCCAAGAAGACCGAGAAGCCCGCCAAGACCAAAUAA
This is a messenger RNA of Paramisgurnus dabryanus, 387 nucleotides long. The record is from RefSeq and is a predicted model, not a curated record. Lineage: Eukaryota; Metazoa; Chordata; Actinopteri; Cypriniformes; Cobitidae.